AAGGAAUGGGUAACACUUGUAAUGCUAGCGUUAGCUAAUCUCUGCUCAACAGUUGCAUUUAGCUGCAUCGCUCCGUUUUAUCCUGACGAAGCAAAAAAGAAAGGCAUGACAGAGUCUCAGACAGGAAUUGUAUUCGGAGUAUUCGAGCUUGUAAUGUUCGUCAUGGCACCUAUUUUUGGAAAAUAUAUGACCGCUAUCGGUUCGAAGAACAUGUUCACACUGGGUCUCGCUAUAACAGGAAUAACGGCUAUUCUUUUCGGGUUUCUUAACUAUCUUCCAUCGGGUGACAUAUUCUUUCUUGCUAGCGUCAUGAUUCGCAUACUGGAAGCGGUCGGAGACGCAGCAUUUGUGACAUCGAGUUUUGCAAUUUCAGCCAAAUGCUUUCCCGGCAAUAUUGCCGUCAUUGUGGGUGUUAUGGAGACGUUUGCUGGGCUUGGCUACACAGCAGGACCCGUGAUUGGUGGAAUACUGUACGAGUUUGGUGGAUUUCAAGUUCCUUUCCUCGUACUGGGUGCAAUUCUGUUUGUUGCUACAGCGCUUGGUUGGUGGUUGAUAGAAAACUACAAAGACGAUGACGUGGGCGGAUCGAAAGGAAUGGUUGCGAUGCUACGAAUUCCGGUCAUUUGGAUUAUGGUCUAUGCUGUUGUUGUUUGUGCCAUUUCAUUAUCGUUUUUGGACCCAACACUUUCUGCUCACCUUGAGUCGUUCAAACUCUCGCCGACAAUGAUUGGCCUGAUGUUUUUGCUCUGUGGCGGAAUCUAUACAAUAUCCGCUCCAGUAUGGGGUCUACUCAUUGACAGAUAUCAAUGCACUAUAUCUGUGAUGGUGUUUGGUUCAGCGGUUACUGUACUUUCAAUGCUCCUAAUCGGACCAUCACCACUUUUGCCAUUCAGCAAAGACCUUAUUGUUAUUGGUAUAUCAUUAGCUGUGCUUGGUGUUGCUGCUGGCGCUCUUUACAUUCCGACGUUUCAAAGUUGUUUGGAUUCUGUUAAGGAACACGGUUACGACGAUUCUUUCCGAACUUACGGUUGUGUAUCGGGUGUAUUUCAAUCUGCCUUUGCCCUUGGUGGGUUUAUGGGUCCCACUGUGGGUGGGUUUGUGGUCGAAAAAAUCGGGUUUGCAUGGACUACUACGAUUAUCGGUGCUAUUCAUGUCAUGUUCGUGAGUUUGUUUAUUUUCUUUUAUUUUCAUUUGCUAAUAGAUUGA
Molecule: messenger RNA, 1206 nt
Organism: Haemonchus placei
Lineage: Eukaryota; Metazoa; Nematoda; Chromadorea; Rhabditida; Trichostrongylidae
Source: the annotation of a GenBank genome assembly